Messenger RNA from Trematomus bernacchii (emerald rockcod), 1761 nucleotides. Its product is annotated as chemokine-like protein TAFA-2. The transcript has 5 exons. The record is from RefSeq and is a predicted model, not a curated record. NCBI's taxonomy places the organism in Eukaryota, Metazoa, Chordata, Actinopteri, Perciformes, Nototheniidae. Gene Ontology annotation, molecular function: receptor ligand activity. The coding region runs from base 478 to 864 and encodes 128 amino acids.
UCUGCCUGACUCCCCGACCGCAUCGCACCUCUGUCCCGACACACUCCACUACUUUCUCGUCGCUCGUAAAGAGGAUAAAGAAGGGGCUUUCGGGGCAAACCAAAAUCCUGAUUCGGGAGGUUUAAAUUGGAUGUUUCCCUCCAUGUUGGUAUGGCUUAAUAACUAAGUUUCCUGUGUCACGGCUGUGUGAACGAGCAGAAGAGGAGCGGAACUUUCAGGGGACCCUUUUCUUGCAACGGAGUAACUGCUGGUUUUAACCCGUGAGGUCACAUCUUCCACCGGCUCCGUUUCUUUCCUGCCCGGCUGCGGGGGUGGAUGGUAUGGUGUAACUUUUCGGCUCCAGUCGAACCAGAGUGGCUGUUUAAUGGUACCGGAGAGGGGAUGCGAGUCUCUCCUCCGUCUCGGAUAGCGGAGCGGCAAUGAGGAGAGAGGAUCACCUGCUGGGCUAAAAGAACAAGACCACACCGCACCAACAGAAUGCGGGAACGGGGCCCUUGCAUUUGUGGAGUGGGGGUGUGGAGUCUACUGCUGUCCCUCUGUCUGGCCUCCCUCACACAGGCACACAGGAGCCACACAGUGCACGUGAAGGCAGGGACGUGUGAGGUGAUCGCUGCCCAUCGCUGCUGCAACAAGAACAAGAUUGAGGAGAGGUCUCAGACUGUCAAAUGUUCCUGCUUCCCUGGACAGGUCGCUGGCACCACCCGGGCCAUGCCGUCCUGUGUUGACUCUUCCAUUGUGGCCCAGAAGUGGUGGUGUCAGAUGCACCCGUGUAAUGAUGGUGAGGAGUGUAAGGUUCUGCCAGACCUCACAGGAUGGAGCUGCAGCACAGGCAACAAAGUCAAGACCACAAAGGUGACCCGAUAGUCCUGCGAGGCUCAAGAAGAGCAGAAAUGGCAGUGGAGUCACUUAUACAGCACAAUGGUCCUAUCAAUGGUGAGGAAACGCACUCAGACGGACUUCUAUAAGGAACCAAUACUUGUUUCAUUGUUCUGAGGAUAUCCUAGAUGUGGAGGCUGAAGAGACAGGACUCUAUCACAGUCUUCCAUCACCUUAAACACAACUCAGUGUCCUUGGUCCUUUGCCACAAAGGGCCGCAUCACCCACAAUCCUUUACUGCUACUACAAACAACAGCUUCAAAAAAGUGAACUAUGAUCUAACAGCACUUGAUUAGAAGACAAAAAAGACUUUCUUUACAACAAUGUGUAUUCUUCAUCUCUCUUAUAUGGCUUAGUGUUACAUACGCAUAAAGGGAAAUAAAGGGGAUCUGGAUUUAAGGCAGCAACAUUACUACAAAAAAGGGAAUUGAUCCAGAAUGUCUGUCUCAUGUAGUCGGGAUGACACAUUUAAAUUUAACUGUGCCACAUAUGACACACUUGAUGCUGUCAAAAUGUUUCUCAGAUCUGAAACUAAACCCUUUCUUUUUCAGAUUUCACUUCCAUAAGAGUAUUUUACCUUGAAUAGUUUGUGGCUUACCACAUGCCAUGUUUUCAAAUGGGGAGACAGUUUGUCAGUCUUCUUAUAUCUAUUGUUUUCUUCUUUUUUUUGACAAAGGACAACAUCCUUUCAGGAGAGAGGUUAGACUAAUACCAAGUAGAUGUUAUGGUAUAUUGAAACAUGUAAACGUGUUAAAAAAUGGUCCAUGGAAUCAACGGGGCUUAAAAUAAAUUGAUGCUCUAAUGGUUUUAAUAUCUGUGUUUUUGAACGCCUGUUAACCGCUAUUGAGUACAUGUGUCAGUAUUAUAUGAAAUGAAUAAAACCUU